Linum trigynum is the source of this 4044-nucleotide messenger RNA. The record is from the annotation of a GenBank genome assembly. NCBI's taxonomy places the organism in Eukaryota, Viridiplantae, Streptophyta, Magnoliopsida, Malpighiales, Linaceae.
GUAACCUGAAACCCCUACCCGAUUGUCAGGUUCAGGUUGAUUAAACCUUUUUUUUUGUUGAAUUGAUUGAACAUUUUUCAAAACAUUUGCAAUCGUGGUUUAUGAAAUCUUAGUGUAUGUAUUAUGUAAACAUUUAUCCACCAAAAUACUCAAAUAAUUAUCAUAGUUAGACUACCGCCAACCGAUACACUCAAAUUGAUUAUCUUAUAAAAUAUAUUAUGAAAUUUUUAUUCAUUUGAAAUUUAUGGCAUAGGUUCCAAAUUCCAAUACACAACCUCCAUAUUUUUAGAACUACAAAACUUGAUCGAGAAGGCUAUUGUCGGAGGAGGCAAGAUUUGACGGUGAGAUUUACAUAUGAAUAAGAAGGGAAAGUAUGCUUUUUGGUAUAUCUGGAUGGAUUUUUGGGAGGUGCAUAUCUCCUUUUGGUAAUUAUUAGGCUUUCCAUAUCUCAUAUGAAUUUGCAUAUUUCAUUCGUUUUACAUUAGAUUUUUUUUAAUGCAUACAAAAUAAGUUUUUUUUGCGCUCUACAAGAUGACAUCUGUAACAUCUUAGGCAAAUCCCACAUCGACAAAGCACGGGAGAGAUUCAUGGUUCAUAAGUAGGAAACCGACCUUAACUGACAAGACGCGUUUUGGGGUGAAAUGGAGGAGUUCUUGGGGAAAGGGUUCGGGAUGUUACAACAUCUAUUUUGAUAUCUAUGGAGCAAAAAAAAUUCACAUCAUCUAAUUGUCAUGACAUUAGAUAUGAUAUGACAAUAGUAUGAUGAUGUUGUCAGUCUUACCAUUGUGGUAAGAUUAUGGUAUGACAGUGGUAAAAUGGCAUUAUGGAGUCUCACUAUAGUGGUAUGAUGUUGGUACGACAAUGAUAAGAUAAUAUGGGGUCUUAUCUUGAGCAAAAAUUAUUGAUAUCAUCAUAUACUAUUGUCAUAUUAUGGAAUUAUCAUACUAUUAUAGUAAUUAUAUGAUGAAACCUUAGCAUGACCAAACUUCUGGUAACAAAGGAACAAUGGCAGCAAAACCAAUGGAUAUCGACCAAGUUAUGGAGUUCGAGUUGGAGGGUGUUGAAGAAGGGAGUAUGAAAAGGGGCAAAAUUGAGCUAGAUUAGGUGGCUUUUCAUGGAGAGUCCUCCAAGUGUGAGAACAAUCCAGAAGAUUGUCCAAAGUGCCAGACAAUAAUGGGAGAAAGUGACUGUGAUGGAGGCAGAGCUGGGAUUGCUGCAGUUCUUGAUCGAGGAUGAGUAGGAGAAAGAAUGGGUUAUUAACCGAACCUCGUGGCCAGUGUCACAUGUGGUAGUUGACAUGGUGCUUUGCACAUGUGGCGUGUAUGGAAGACGAGAAGUAUAGAGAUGCCUCUAGGAUUCUCCACCUUUAUGAGCAUUAUGGUGCCCUUAUGAGCCACAUUAUGGGUGACAUUAUGAAAGUGCGUUAUGGGGGGACUUAAUAGGUGUAGUAAUCGGAGGGACCAUUAUGAGAGGGCAUUGAUGCCUUGUAUGUAGAGAGACCUAUAUAAGGAGUCAUCUCCCUCACUCGUAGCUCAUUCCAUCAUUUUUUAGAGUAAUACACACUAGAGAGUUCUCUCACUUCCUUUGUCUUUCUUACUUUCUUUGUGAGCUUGUGAGCUUGAGAGAAGGCUGCUUAGUUCUCUAACGGAAUUAAGAGCUAAGAUCGUAUGACCGAGAGUAAGGUCGUGACAAGUGGUAUCAGAGUCUGGUUAGGCUUGGUGCUAACAAAGAAGCAAGCCAAAACGAAGAGGAAGAGCCUCACCAAAAAUGUUGAGAUCGGAAGGUUUUUAUGUUGGUGACAAACAACGUGGUAGAGAUUCCACGAAGAGCUCCAGGACAAAGACUGACAAAAUCAAGCACUCGUGACCCUUUGGCGGCUCUAGAGAAACGCGUCUCUAGAGUGGAGGUGAAGGUGACCGAAGAUGUUGUCGUCAUGGAGGAUUUGGGAACUAACUUCAACCAAAUCCAAGGCGAUGUUCAAGGUAUGACGGCUCGGCUUACGAGCUUGGAGAUCGGCAACGAUGGGCUACGUGAAGAGCUUGUGGCCCUCAUCAACAACACCAUCUCCAAUUCCAUGAGCAACGCCAUUGAAGUUGUGAAGGAGACAGUUCAAGUAGAUUUGGCCAUCGUUAUCGUCUACUACUAGUUAUAUACCUUAUAUCAGGGAUAGAUUUAUAGAUCUAAUAUAUCACAAUGAGCUCGUUCCUUCUAAGCAAAAUUAUUAUAAAUUACUAGUUAUACCUUAUAUCAGUGAUAAAUUUAUAGAUCUAAUAUAUCACAAUGGGCUCGUUUCUUCUAAGCAAAAUUAUUAUAAAUUUAAAUGAGAUGGUACUAAAAGUGAUUUAGAUCACAACGAACUCAUUCCAUCUAUCUAAAAUUUAGAAAUCCAAAUUUGAAUGAUGAAGAUAAAAAAAAAAACUAGAAGAAAUAAAAAAAAUUAUUUUAUUCUCACCCCUCAAAUUCCACGCCGCUUCAAAUCAAGAGUUCAAAUCUGAUUAUGCAUAACCAUUCACCAUAUCUUUGACCGAGUGUCUGGAUUGCUUACAACCAAAUCUAAUCGACUGAUUAAACCAUUAGAGGCAACAAAAUCUUAUUAAAGCUCUUCAUUCCUCCGCAUCUGACUCUCACAAAGGUCAUGCGCUUUCAUGUACAAUACACCAGAAAAACAUAGGACGCAGAAAAACCAUUAAAGCAUCUCAAUCGCUAUGUUGCCAAAAAUAUCCUUCAUCUGCUAGAGAAAGAACUACUACCACAGGUAAUUUUCAGAAUUCACCCACCUGGAAAUGGGAAGCCUCGAUGUUACACCAUUGCAAAUUCGCCUCUAAUCUAAUUAUUGUAACGUUCACAAGUUCUUGUAGUCCGGAUUGUCACGAAGACCCAGCUUUGAAAGAACCAUACAGUACGAGUCCCAGUCGGUUCUCCUUAGAUACUUCAACAACUUCUUCCUCUUUUGGACCAUUUCCUGAAGACCCUUCCUUGAAUGCUUGUCCUGCACCACAUCAGAACAGUAAAAUUUUGGCAGAACCGGUAACUACGACACACACUCGAUAGGGCGCACAAGUUUUCGGCUGAGACAUCAACCAAGUUAAAGGACCUUGCAGCCAAACAAGGUAGCAAGCCAAGAUUGUUUAUUGUGGCACAAACUGAAGAGAUGUGAAUGUUUGUUUCCGUCCUACCAAAUAAAUGGUAAUACCGAAGUAUCAGCUUUGCAUUCUUUCUCACCUUUUUGUGGAGAACUGAGGAUAAAUGCUUGAUCUUCGUUGUAAGUUGCGCAACUGCAAGAGUCCAGAGAAAGAACAUCAAGUUUAUAAACAACAGUGUCAUCAAUGGGGAGAAUAUUAGUCACAGCUUAAAAGUGCCAACUCCCAUCAGCAUGUUCUAAGACCAGAAACAUACGAGCACAGAAGAUGUAAAGAUUUUGAGUAAAUAAACCAUUUUUUCAACUUACCCACCUUGUAUAAUUUUACAUGUUGGGGGGGGUACCAAAAGCAAUCUAUUGGUAGCAUAAAAGUAGUAAAGAAGGCUCCUAGGAGUCCUAACAACACUCAAGAUUGGUCAUUCCUAGCUCGAUGAGAGGACUUCGUAUAGUCCCUGUUUGGCCAUACUGUUCGUUGGACUUCGACCUAAAUGUGUAAUUCAAAAUGUAUGAUUUCUUUUGGUUGCAUUUUCAUGGAUGAGCUGGUGUCACAAUACCAUUUUCAUUAUCUAAUACUAGGACUUAUGUGCAACAGAUGAAGCACACAGACACAAGUUCACUUUUUUAAACAGCAGAAAGGCUUGAGAUUCUAUUUCAUCGAAAACCAGUGUACAUGGAUAUUUAUAUGAACAAAAUCCAAACACAAAAUAGCUAUCCAUCAAGCAAAACAUAAUUCUUCUUUUCAGAUCCAUGACGGCCUAACCUGGCAUAUUCCCUACAGUGUUUAUCUUUUAAUAUUUUUUUAGUAUUUAUACUACCACAGAUAUUCUAUCUGUGGGACGAAUAAGAAAAACAAACAUCCUACUACACUGUUUAUAUAUUACUAGGAAAAAACAGAUUAACCUCCU